CUGUCUCUCACCCACAUGUAAAGUAAUACCUGGAGAUCAUCAGCACACCCUGUGAUUCUUACCUGCGAUGCAGUCGUCCUCUCUUUGUUCCGAGUCGAGCUGCUGAGCAGGAGGCCAAAAGCAGACGUUCAGCCUGGGAUGUAUACGUCUUAAGGGCUGCCAUGUGAAGACGGAUCAAAAGAGAUAUUGGAUUUUAAAUUAGUGGCUUCGGAUCUGAAAGUCUAGAUAGAAGCUCUACUCACCUAAGAUGAAGGUCCGUGUGGUCCAGAUCUGGGGAUUCCUGAUGACAGUUUUAGGAUGGAUCUUCGUGGCCUGCACCAUGGCCAUGGAGGGCUGGAAAAUCACCUCCAUCGGGGGCAUGGGGGGCUCCUCCAUCAUCAAAGUGGCCUGGUACUGGUCCAGCCUGUGGAGAUCCUGUUUUACCGACUCAACCGCUGUCAGCAACUGCUACGACUACCCCAUGCUGUGGUCUGUGGAGGGCCACAUCCAGAUAGUGCGAGGCCUGCUGAUGUCAGCUCUUUCCCUCGGCAUGCUGGGAUUCGUGCUCAGUCUGUUGGGAAUGGAGUGCACCUUCAUCGGGGGAAAAGACAGGUCAAAGCACAAGAAGAUAUACGCCGGAGGAUGUUUUCACAUAACCAGCGGCUUUCUGUCCACCUGUGGGUAUGGAGUGUACGCCCAGUAUGUUUCAGUAGAAUACUUCAACCCGACCUUCGAUGGACUGAAGUUUGACCUGGGCACCCCCAUGUUCCUGGGCUGGGUGGGCUCUGCCUUCCACAUGGCUGGGGGUUUCUUCUACCUGUGGUCAGUGUGCACGCCGCUCUUUGGAGGAGAGGUGAAAGUGAUAACGGUCAAGGCCCUACCAGACCUAGAGCAGAACAAGUCCACCGGGGCUCUGUCCUCAGUGUCCGAGAUCACCUCCAAGACUAAACUGUCCUCCGUGUCCGAGCUGUCGUCCAGGUCUGAGCGCUCGGAUCUGUCCGGCAUUUCCUCCAGGUCAGGACGCACGGCCAUGUCAGGGCGGUCAUCGAAGACUGGGCGAACCUCCAGGUCUGCUGAGUCGGCACGGUCGGCAGGGUCAGGAUCAAGGUCAGGGUCGGAGUCUGUUGUCUCAUCGAUGUCUAGAGCAUCAACUUUGUCUGGGUCAAGGAGCAGCGGCAGCAGCAGCAGCAGCAGGACGGUUUCAUCACUAUCAGGAAGCUCACGGAGCCGGGCGAAACCGCUCGCCAAAAACUCUUAUAUAUGAGCAAAUGUGAGAUAUAUGGAAACUGUGAGAAGAAAGGAAGGAGUUCUGCUGAUUCAAGUCUGUUUUUUUAUCCUGUUUGUAUGACCCUUAAACCAUGUGCAUACAGAUUGAUGCUUUUUCUAUUCAAUUGAUGGAUCUGUUGUAAAUAAAGAUUGUGUAACAGA
Eleginops maclovinus (Patagonian blennie) is the source of this 1407-nucleotide messenger RNA. It is a transcript of the gene cldn10e, whose product is annotated as claudin 10e. The record is from RefSeq and is a predicted model, not a curated record. The coding region runs from base 248 to 1243 and encodes 331 amino acids. Lineage: Eukaryota; Metazoa; Chordata; Actinopteri; Perciformes; Eleginopidae. The transcript has 5 exons. Gene Ontology annotation, molecular function: structural molecule activity. Gene Ontology annotation, cellular component: bicellular tight junction; plasma membrane. Gene Ontology annotation, biological process: bicellular tight junction assembly; cell adhesion.